Messenger RNA from Rhopilema esculentum, 1065 nucleotides. The record is from RefSeq and is a predicted model, not a curated record. Lineage: Eukaryota; Metazoa; Cnidaria; Scyphozoa; Rhizostomeae; Rhizostomatidae.
UUAGCCACUUUUUACAACAAUACCCUAAAUCGAUAAUUUUUCACAGAACCAUAUCUACAGAGGCUUUAUUCUAAAUAGGGUUUGUGGCUAUAUGCUUGACGCCUCAUUGCAGAGUGAUAGAGAUUUUUUGUUAUGUGUCCAUUGGGGUUUUUUGGUUGCUUGCACUCAUGGCAGUUAAAUACAUUGUUACGUAAAUUAUUUUAAUAGGAACAUUUUUCCCUAUCUGUAUGUACUAGCCUGUUCUAUAAUCGCAUUGCUACUGGCUACAAUGUUUCCUGUCAGGGUGAUCAACUGAGAACAAAAUUUUAAAUUCGAAAAGACUUCAUGGGUAUGGAGAAGGAAAAGCUCCUUAACGAAACAAGGGACAAUGUAGCAGAGGAAACCACAGAUGAUGACCAACAUGAGACGCCUGAAGAGUACAAAUCAAGAUGGAGGACAAUCAGAAUCAUUUACUUAACUCAGGCACUUAUUGCAAUGGAAUUUGGAAUCAUUUUACCUUCAAUCUGGCCUUAUCUGCAAAAGGUUGACCAAGAAGUCAAUGCUCAGUUUCUGGGUUUGGUAGUUAGCGGUUACAGCAUUUUUCAGGUUAUUGGUUCCAUUUUGUUUGGUGCUUGGUGCAGGUACCGUCCAGCUAUCGAGCCAUUGUUGGCAAGCGCUUCUCUUCGCUUUAUUGGGAAUUUCUUGUACCUUUGUGCUGAAAACUAUCCUGGUUUUGCUGGGAAAAUGUUGAUUCUGUUGGCAAGGCUCAUUGUUGGUUUUUCAGCAGGAGAUAUAGCUGUUUGUCGCACUGUGGCAUCUCAGUCAACUGCAAAAGACGAGAAGAACAAUGCAUUGACAGUCCUGGUUGUAUUGGAAGAAUUUGGGCUACAUUAGGUCCAGCUUUGCAAGCUGUAGCCGUACCCCUGCUUGGCAAAGGACUACAUUAUUCGUUUGUGAAUAUUGACAUUUUCAACAUUGCUGGAUGGAUCGGACUAGUGACGACAGUUUUCAGAAUAUUCAUCACUCUUAUCUGGUUCAAAGAACACAACAUUGAUGUGAAAGACAGCACAGGCAAUAUCUCAUAUC